Messenger RNA from Anoplopoma fimbria (sablefish), 2489 nucleotides. RefSeq names its product polymerase (DNA directed), lambda (gene poll). The transcript is spliced from 9 exons. The coding region runs from base 68 to 1771 and encodes 567 amino acids. The record is from RefSeq and is a predicted model, not a curated record. Lineage: Eukaryota; Metazoa; Chordata; Actinopteri; Perciformes; Anoplopomatidae. Gene Ontology annotation, biological process: double-strand break repair via nonhomologous end joining. Gene Ontology annotation, molecular function: DNA-directed DNA polymerase activity; DNA binding. Gene Ontology annotation, cellular component: nucleus.
GAACAGAUGGUAUGACGUAUGGGUCCGUCUGAACAGGGGCCACUGGCUCCCCCCUUCAAGAAACAAGAUGGAGCAUCCCCACGGGAUUAUGAAAGCCUUUCCUAAAGUUAAACGAACUAGAGUGUUACAGGGAAAGGAUGCACCACCAGUAAAGAAGAAACCUGACGAAUUUGAUAUCACAGGAAACACUUUUGAUGGUGUCACAGUCUACAUCCUGCCUGCUGGAAUAGGAAAUGCCAGAUGCCAGAUCUUUCAAAGACAAAUUCGGCAGAAUGGAGGACAGACGGAGAGUUCACUGUGUCCCAGUGUCACUCAUGUUGUUGUGGAUGACAACAUGGACUGUGACAGGGCCCUGCGCUUACUAAAAGUGGAUGUUAUGCCCUCUGGAGUCCAACUGGUGAAAUGCGUUUGGUUGAGCUCGUGCAUCAGUGAGAAACAACUACUGGAUGUUGACAGCUACAGCCUUCUCUUACCCAAGAGAGAAUCGGAGACACGGCAUGAAAAUAUUAAAGAAGAGCCGCUGAAUGUCAAGCCCACUGACGAAACUAUUGCGGAGCCAGUGUUUGAUCAGACCAAGCAAGAGGAGACCAUAGACACGACAAUCCCAGACACUAAAGAGGAAGUGCGAGGUGAAGAAGACGGGGUCUCACAGAGUGACCUGGAAGCUCUCAUCAGUGGCCAGCACCCCAAAGAGGAGACUCCUGGCCCCAGCCUAGACCCCGGUCCAGACUCUGCUGCUCAGAUGGUGGUCUCAGGGAAGUGGGUCUGUGCCCAGUCCUCUCACUCCAAAAUCAAUAACUUCAACAAACACAUCACUGACAAACUAGAAGUGCUGGCUAAGGCCUACACAAACCAGGGGGACAGGUGGCGGGCGCUGGGCUACUCCAAGGCUGUCAACGCACUGAAGAGUUACCACAAGCCUAUUACAUCAUAUCAGGAGGCUUGUCAAAUCCCAGGAAUUGGUAAACGCAUGGCCGACAAAAUUGUCGAGAUCAUGGAGAGCGGUCACCUGCGGAAGCUCGACCACCUCGGGGAGGCUGUGCCAGUAUUGGAGCUUUUUACUAACAUCUGGGGCGCAGGAACUAAAACUGCACAGCUGUGGUACCAACAGGGAUUUCGCACACUGGAGGACAUCCGCACAAAAGCCCACCUGAGUAACACUCAGAAAAUAGGACUUAAGCACUACGAUGACUUGUUAGACCGCAUGCCCAGAGAAGAAGCAACAGCCAUACAGAACGUGCUGAAGGAUGCUGCCCAGGCCAUAGACCCAGGCAUGGUAGCGAUGGCGUGUGGCUCCUAUCGUCGGGGAAAGGCCACAUGUGGAGAUGUCGACGUACUUAUAUCUCAUCCUGAUGGCAAGUCCCACAAGGGGAUUUUUAGCAAGGUGUUACAGAACCUCCAUGACAGCGGGUUUUUGACAGACGACCUGGUGAGCAACGAGGAAAAUGGUGAGCAGAAGAAAUACAUGGGUGUGUGCCGUUUGCCAGGACCUGGCCAACGCCACCGCAGGCUGGACAUCAUCGUAGUGCCCUACAAUGAGUUCGCCUGUGCUCUCAUGUAUUUCACCGGGUCGGCGCACUUUAACCGCUCAUUGAGAGCCCUGGCAAAGACAAAAAGGAUGAGCUUAUCGGAGCACUCGUUGAACAAAGAUGUGGUGCGUCAGGGAAGCUUGAAGGUGUACGGCGGCACUCCAUUUGCUACACCGACAGAGAAGGAUGUUUUUAGUCUUUUAGGCAUACCAUACAGACAACCUCAUGAAAGGGACUGGUGAGCAUUUGCCAAUCACCAGGCCGGUCACAACGUCUUGGCGGUUUUUAUAGAAAAUCAUAAUGAUAAUGACGACAAUGCAAACUGCAGUUAUGCUCAAACAGCCAUUUUUAAGGAUGUUUUACUGCUCCACAGAUCAUGCAGGAGCCCUGUUUUACUUGAAUGAUGAUUUUAUUCUACAAGAUGCUGGGUUCACUCAAAUGCAAAACAACUUAUUUUCUCACUUAUCCCUAGUUAUAUCAGUUGUUGUUUAAGUGGUUUUUGGCAAGGUUUUAAGAUGUCUGCCUCUGAAACGCCUGCUACCACCCCAACACAAUACAAUGAAUUUAAUUUUGUUGUGGGAUCCAGAGCCUUUAAAGAUAAAAAAAUGUUUUUUGUAGGGACAGUUUCUUCAGCCGAAGGUAGCCGGAUUCAGCUGAGCAACCGAGAACAUUGUUUAAAGUUAAUUUGCUAUUAAGUUUUGUUAAGUUUUUUAUAUUAAGUCGAUAUUAAAACUUCCAUUAUAAAAAACUGGCAGCAAAGGUUUCAAAGGCAAGUGUCUCAAAACUUCGACAGAAACUCCCCAAACUAUGCACAGGACUAGACACCACUAGAGGUAAGUGGAAAAAUAUGUAAUAUUGCAGGUUGAGUGAACUGGGCCUCUUUAAAGACAUUUUAAUAUAGAAGAUGCUUAAAAUGGUGGAUUGUAUUAAAGAUAAGUAAUGAUAAUAAAACUUAUCAAA